CCCGGGAGCCCUGCAGCUCUCUGGCUCCCUGGCCUCCGGCUGCGGGUCCCGCCAGGCCCGCCCUCCGCACGCCGCCCCGGGACCCCUGUCGGCCCCGCGCCCUCUGCCUCAAGGCCCGGGCGGCAGGCUGCGAUCACCCGUCCCGGCACGUUGCGUCGGCCGCAGCUCCGGUGCCCCGAGCUCCUAAGCUAAGGCAAGAUGCCGUCUGGUUUCCAGCAGAUCGGCUCAGAAGAUGGUGAACCCCCUCAGCAGCGCGUCACCGGGACCCUGGUCCUUGCUGUAUUUUCUGCUGUGCUUGGCUCCCUGCAGUUCGGUUACAACAUUGGGGUAAUCAAUGCCCCGCAAAAGGUGAUUGAACAAAGCUACAAUGAGACAUGGCUGGGGAGACAGGGACCUGAGGGGCCUGGCUCCAUCCCCCCGGGUACCCUCACCACCCUCUGGGCUCUCUCCGUGGCCAUCUUUUCUGUGGGCGGCAUGAUCUCCUCCUUCCUCAUUGGUAUCAUCUCUCAGUGGCUGGGAAGAAAGAGGGCGAUGCUGGUCAACAACAUCCUAGCAGUGUUGGGGGGAGCCCUCAUGGGCCUCGCCAAUGCAGCUGCCUCCUAUGAGAUGCUUAUCCUUGGACGGUUCCUCAUUGGCGCCUACUCAGGGCUGACGUCAGGGCUGGUGCCCAUGUAUGUGGGUGAGAUCGCCCCCACUCACCUGCGAGGUGCCUUGGGGACACUCAAUCAAUUGGCCAUCGUCAUUGGCAUUCUGAUAGCCCAGGUGCUGGGCUUGGAGUCCUUACUGGGCACUUCCACCUUAUGGCCAUUACUCCUGGGCAUCACCGUACUGCCUGCCCUCCUACAGCUGGUCCUGCUACCCUUCUGCCCAGAAAGUCCCCGCUACCUCUACAUUAUUCGGAACCUGGAGGGUCCUGCCAGAAAGAGUUUGAAGCGCCUGACAGGCUGGGCUGACGUGUCUGGAGCACUAGCCGAGCUUAAGGAAGAGAAGCGGAAGUUAGAGAGAGAGCGGCCACUGUCCUUGCUCCAGCUUCUGGGCAGCCAUACCCACCGGCAGCCCCUCCUCAUUGCGAUUGUGCUGCAGCUCAGCCAGCAGCUCUCUGGCAUUAACGCGGUCUUCUACUAUUCAACCAGCAUCUUUGAGUCAGCGGGCGUUGGGCAGCCAGCCUAUGCCACCAUAGGAGCUGGUGUGGUCAACACCGUCUUCACUUUGGCCUCGGUGUUCUUGGUGGAACGUGCAGGGCGCCGGACACUCCACCUACUAGGCCUGGCAGGAAUGUGUGGCUGUGCCAUCUUGAUGACUGUGGCUCUGCUUCUUCUGGAGCGGGUUCCAGCUAUGAGUUACGUCUCCAUUGUGGCCAUCUUUGGCUUUGUGGCAUUCUUUGAGAUUGGCCCUGGCCCUAUUCCCUGGUUUAUCGUGGCUGAGCUUUUCAGCCAGGGACCCCGCCCAGCAGCCAUGGCUUUGGCUGGUUUCUCCAACUGGACCUGCAACUUCAUCAUCGGCAUGUGCUUCCAGUAUGUUGCGGAUGCUAUGGGUCCCUACGUCUUCCUUCUGUUUGCGGCUCUCCUGCUUGGCUUCUUCAUCUUCACCUUCUUAAAAGUGCCUGAGACCCGAGGCCGGACGUUUGACCAGAUCUCAGCUGCCUUCCGCCGGACCCCCUCCCUUUUAGAGCAGGAGGUGAAACCCAGCACAGAACUUGACUACUUAGGGCCUGAUGAGAAUGACUGAGGGGCUGGCCUAGGUGGGAGAGCCUGUUCUCUACCUCCCUAGAAACCCCUCCUUUCCUCUGCAGCACUUUAACCCUCUUGUCCCCGUUACUUCCAGGCUGGAGAAGCCCCUGCCACCUGGUGGAACUGGGAACUGGAGGGAAGGGUGGUCUGAGCACCCCCUCAUUCCCCUGUGUGACUCUGAUUAUUUAUGUGUCGUGGUUAGGUUGUGACCAUCAGGGUGGGCCAUUCUCCCCUCUCUUCCCCUCCUUCCGUAGCCCACUCCCUCUCUGCCAAAGAGGGAUUAGGAGGAGGGGAGCCCCAAGGCUGACUUUAGUGGGCUGGACUGAAGAGGAUAGCAGGACUGGAGAAAAAUCCAGUUUCCCACUGUGAACUCCUCCCACUAUCUGGCACUUUGUCUGAAAUCUUGCUCCAGAGACUCUGGGUGAAGGGGGUUUUGUCUUGACUCCUCCAGGGCAAAGGACACUCCUCCUCCCCAGACCUAAGCUCACUCCAGACUCGGUCCUCUCACUGAACCUGCUAGGCAAGAGGAUGGUGGUGAACGGAGGGAAAGCAGGCUCUCCACCUCUGGACUUCAGGCCUUGGGCCCUACACCAAGUGCUCCCUAAGGCAGCACAGGAGGCGGGGCGGGGGCUCUUUUCCUCUGCAUCCUGUAGGGAGCGUAAGGGGAACAGGGAAGGACACCUGUAAACAGCGGGCUGGGAGUAGCCUUUAGAUAUUUUUUGUAUAUGUUUGAAAAAAGAUGGGGUAAGAAGAGACUGGAGGUCAUUGUACUAAAUGUGUAUAUAUGUGUAUAGAAGUCUAUAAAAUCACUGUAUGAGACCAA
Molecule: messenger RNA, 2553 nt
Organism: Sorex fumeus (smoky shrew)
Lineage: Eukaryota; Metazoa; Chordata; Mammalia; Eulipotyphla; Soricidae
Gene: SLC2A4
Product: solute carrier family 2 member 4
Exons: 11
Coding region: 199-1728 (509 amino acids)
Biological process (GO): D-glucose transmembrane transport; cellular response to insulin stimulus
Cellular component (GO): membrane
Source: RefSeq, a predicted model, not a curated record